This is a messenger RNA of Vicia villosa (hairy vetch), 477 nucleotides long. RefSeq lists its product as uncharacterized. The transcript has a single exon. The record is from RefSeq and is a predicted model, not a curated record. Bases 1 to 477 code for a protein of 158 amino acids. Lineage: Eukaryota; Viridiplantae; Streptophyta; Magnoliopsida; Fabales; Fabaceae.
AUGGUGCACCCUAAUGUUGUCCUCAAAUCUAUUGUGUGUACGGGUGCCAAAAUGGUUGAAAUCAAGUUUGAUGUUGGCAAGCAAUUUAUAAAUGAACGUAAGUUUAUUUUUCGUUAUUAUAUGCUUCAAUGGUUCUGCACUGAGGAUGCCAAAUUGAGGUUUGACAUUGUAAUCAGAAGGUCAGAUAAUGGUUUAGAUAGAAGGAAUGAAUUUGUGACACUAAGAUGCGAAAGAUGUGACAAGUACACAAAUCAUAUCCGAAAGUUGAAAAGGGACGAUAUCGGUUCGUGGAAAUAUGAGUGUCCUUUUAAGUUGCGUGGAUACCUUAUGGCGAAUAAUACAUGGACAUUUAAUGUGAUUUGUGCACUACUACGUAAAUGUCCUGGUAAGGUAAUGGGUGGUAGUGAGUAUUCUGCUUUCCACCAUGAGCAUAUGAUUGUGGUGAUAAACUAUAUCGCGCGUUACAUAUCACAUUGA